Messenger RNA from Ctenopharyngodon idella (grass carp), 863 nucleotides. RefSeq names its product lysophospholipase 1 (gene lypla1). The transcript has 9 exons. The coding region runs from base 156 to 848 and encodes 230 amino acids. NCBI's taxonomy places the organism in Eukaryota, Metazoa, Chordata, Actinopteri, Cypriniformes, Xenocyprididae. Gene Ontology annotation, biological process: protein depalmitoylation. Gene Ontology annotation, cellular component: cytoplasm. The record is from RefSeq and is a predicted model, not a curated record. Gene Ontology annotation, molecular function: carboxylic ester hydrolase activity; palmitoyl-(protein) hydrolase activity.
CAAAUGAUUCGCAAAGGAUUCGAAGCUUCACGAAGCGUGUUUCGAAAGCGCCCGUCACUGUUGCGAGGCAAAAUCAUAUGUCGUGAGCUGUUGACAUUGAAGCUUUACGGUGCUACCGUAUUUCUGUUAAUGAACACAAAGCUUUUUGUACUUUUAUGUGCAGUAAUAACAUGUCAGCGCCCCUGCCAGCAAUUGUUCCCGCCGCUUGUAAAGCAACUGCCGCGGUGAUAUUCCUCCAUGGCCUGGGAGACACAGGGCACGGAUGGGCUCAAGCUAUGGCAGCGAUCAGGACCCCUCAUGUCAAGUACAUUUGCCCUCAUGCACCAGUCAUGCCCGUCACCCUCAACAUGAACAUGGCAAUGCCUUCCUGGUUUGACAUAAUUAACCUCAAUCCUGAUGCGGAGGAAGAUGAAUCUGGAAUUAAAAGAGCUGCUGAAAGCGUCAAAGCACUGAUUGAUCAAGAAGUAAAGAGUGGUAUUCCAUCUCAUAGGAUUGUGUUGGGCGGCUUCUCUCAGGGUGGAGCGCUCUCUCUCUACAGCGCGUUGACGGCGCGUCAGAAGCUGGCGGGUGUCGUCGCUCUCAGCUGCUGGUUGCCCCUCAGGAACUCCCUGUCGCAGUCCGUGAUAAGCAGUAAUAAGGACAUAUCGGUGCUGCAUUGUCAUGGCGAAGAAGAUCCUCUGGUGCCCCUUAUUUUUGGCAGUCUCACAGUAGAGAAACUCAAAAUGAUGCUGAACCCCUCCAAUAUCACCUUUAAAACAUAUCCUGGGAUGGCUCACAGUGCAUGUCCUGAGGAAAUGAUGGACAUCAAACAGUUUAUUGAGAAGCAGCUUCCUCCAAUCAAUCAAUAAAUCAUUUAUACUCAU